AUGGCCGGGGUUGCUCCCAUCCUCAUCCUCAUCCUCACCUCGCUGCUGGCGGCAGCAGCCACCCCCUGCGGAGCCCCGCGCCCCGACGGCAGCACCGCAGGCAAGCUGCUGGGGACGUGGCUGUACGUGGCUGGGGCUGCCCAGUUCCCCCAGCACCUCCUGGAGAUGCUGCUCAUCGACCACGGAUACCUCCAUGUGGAGCCUGGUGCCAGCGAGCAGGAGCUGCCCAUCACCCAGAGUGUGGCCAUAGGGGACCAGUGUCUCACCAACAACUCCACCUACAUGGAAAUCACUGCUGACAACACCACGCUGGUGAAGGAGGCCAAGACCCAGCAGACUGUGGGGACACUGAUGGACCUCAGCUCUGAAGAUGUUUUACUCAUCCAAUACCAACUGCAGAGGGAAAGGACGUAUCUGGGGCUGUAUCUCUAUGCCAGAAACCUGAGCAUGAGCAGAGCCCAACGGGAAGAGUUUGAGACCCAAGCCAAGUGCCUGGGGCUGAGUGAAGAAGGGAUCGUGUAUGCACCAUGGAGAAGGGAUCUGUGUCAAAUGGAGGAAGCUGAGAAAGGAACCAGCCCAUGGAUGGAGCCCACAGCUGCAGUCACAGCAUCACCUCCUCCGGGUACCCGAAUGCUGCGGGGCACAGGGAACCGAUCCCACCUUGGGCAAUAA
This is a messenger RNA of Melopsittacus undulatus (budgerigar), 672 nucleotides long. Its product is annotated as alpha-1-acid glycoprotein 1-like. The record is from RefSeq and is a predicted model, not a curated record. The transcript has 6 exons. The coding region runs from base 1 to 672 and encodes 223 amino acids. NCBI's taxonomy places the organism in Eukaryota, Metazoa, Chordata, Aves, Psittaciformes, Psittaculidae.